CGUCACGGGAACAAGCUAGUGUCACUGUUCUCACUCGACAGACUCAGGUCAGCGAAUCGUCAGUUGUCGGCCAGGGCUAUUGAACAACCACUGACAACUCUCUUACAUGCGAAAUAUAUGGUUCUGAAUAAUCAACUACAAACAUGAGUAAUGGUGUACCAGAUUCGGAGAUCCCUAUGGAGACUGCAGGAGCAGUCGCAGCGGAGGAGGGAAUGUUCUCAACCCUUGAUUUCUUCAUACUGUCAGCCCUGGCUGGCGUUUGUGUAUACUACUUCUUCUUCAAGAAUAAAAAACAAGAGGAACCAACAUUUAAAAAGCUAACUGUCCAGCCUAUGCAGGACAGAGCUAGUAACACCGGAUUUAUAGAGAAGUUGAAAUCAUCCGGAAGGAAUGUGAUAGUGUUUUACGGGUCCCAGACAGGAACAGCAGAGGAAUUUGCUGGGCGUUUAGCGAAAGACGCCACUUGUUAUGGAAUGAAGGGCAUGGUGGCAGAUCCCGAAGAAUGUGAAAUGGAAGACCUUGUGAAGUUAAAAGAGAUAGACAAUGCACUGGCAAUAUUCUGCAUGGCGACAUACGGCGAAGGCGAUCCCACUGAUAAUGCUCAGGAGUUUUACGAUUGGUUACAAAACGCAGACUCUGAUCUCACCGGAAUUAAAUUUGCUAUUUUUGGAUUGGGUAACAAGACCUAUGAACAUUUUAAUGCUAUGGGAGAGUUCAUGGAUAAGAAACUUGAAGAGUUGGGAGCAGAGAGAAUAUAUGAACUCGGUAGUGGUGACGAUGAUGGAAAUAUUGAAGAAGAUUUUGUGACCUGGAAAGAGAAAUUUUGGCCAGCUGUAUGUGAACACUUCGGAGUAGAAGCCACUGGAGAUCAAUUCAAUAUCCGACAGUACAGUCUAACAACCUAUGAUGACUUGCUUAAGGAGAAAACGUAUUCUGGAGAAAUAGCAAGACUUGGAUCAUUCAGAAAUCAAAAACCACCCUACGAUGCCAAAAAUCCGUACCUAGCUCCCGUUAAUGUCAACCGAGAGUUACACAAGGGUGGAGACCGCUCCUGCAUGCAUAUAGAAUUUGAUAUCACCGGCUCAAAAAUCAGGUACGAGGCAGGAGAUCAUGUGGCUGUCUAUCCCGUAAAUAAUCAGGACAUUGUAAACAGAAUUGGCAAACGUCUGAAUGUGGAUCUGGACCAAGUUUUCACGCUGACAAAUGUUGAUGAGGAGGCCAGUAAGAAGCACCCAUUUCCCUGUCCAACCACCUACCGAACGGCUCUGUCCCACUACCUGGACAUCACAAGUAUGCCCCGUACUCACAUCCUUCGCGAACUGGCGGAGUAUGGUAAUGAAAAGGACAAGGAAUUCAUUGUCAAAAUGACAUCUUCAUCUCCAGAAUCUAAGGCAUCGUACAGUGAUUGGAUCAUCAAAGAUCAUAGAAACAUUCUGGCGGUCCUCGAGAGCCUGCCAUCUCUAAUGCCACCUAUAGACCACCUACUGGAAUUGUUGCCUAGGUUACAGGCCAGGUACUACUCCAUUUCAUCAUCACCAAAGAUUCAUCCUACAAGUAUCCACAUCACUGCGGUUAUUGUACAGUACAAUACUCGUACAGGGCGUGAAGUAGAAGGUGUUGCCACAAACUGGCUGGCACUCAAAAAACCAGACAAUGGAAUAAAGUAUCAAGUACCAAUCUAUGUCCGCAAAUCACAGUUCAGGCUUCCUUUCAAGACAAAUACACCUGUGAUCAUGAUUGGUCCUGGAACUGGUCUUGCACCUUUCCGAGGAUUUAUACAGGAGAGACAGUUUGUACGCAAAGAUGGAAAAACAGUGGGUGACACAGUGUUGUUUUAUGGGUGUCGUCACAAGGCACAAGACUUCCUGUACGAGGAUGAGUUAAAUGACUAUCAGAAUGAUGGCACACUUACUAAGAUGCAUGUGGCAUUCUCUCGCGAUGGUCCAAACAAGGUGUAUGUGCAACAUUUACUGGGUAAUAAUAAGGAGGAAGUGUGGAAAAUGCUUGAUGCUGGAGGUCAUAUAUAUGUGUGUGGUGAUGCUCGUAACAUGGCUCGUGAUGUCCACGAUACACUACUCAAGGUUCUGACAGAGUGUGGAGGCAUGGAGCAGCAGGUGGCUGUUGAUUACAUCAAGAAAAUGCAAUCUAAGGGACGCUACUCUUGUGACGUGUGGAGUUGAUCCUAUUUUUGGUGUAGAAUUUACAUUACAUUGUGAACAUUUACGUAAGGGUGUUUCCUUGUGAUAGUUUGAACAGUUAAAUGUGGCAGUGUUCACCAGUAUAUUGAACACUGUAGUAUAGAAUGGGUUUUCAAUCACAUGUGAUGUUUCAUCAUUUUUUGUCCUUGAACAAUAGCUAGAUUACUAAAUUGAAAACUGGACAUUUUUGCAUGAAACUCAGAUACUUACUGAAAGUCACGAAUGGAAGAUAAUAAACAUUGGCCGUUUGUUUGAAAGACCAAAGAUUGAAAAUUUUGUGGGGCAAAACUUGUGUAUAAUAUAUUGUGUAUUAUAUUGAUCACAGAUAAAUGGUCAGUAAACACAAUCAGGUAUAGAAAUCAAUUAUUUUACUGACUUCUGUUUGUCUGUUCUCUGUUUUAACACAAUAAGCAUUUGUAGAAUUGUUUUCAAUUCAAGUGAAGUCUAUGUUUUUAAUGUGUGGAGUCUGUUAUUUUUCUGAAAACCUGCGGCACUAUGGUACAUUCUGGAAAAGUUUGGCUAUUUCUUGAUGAACAUUAAUUAUUUAGUUUUAAAAAUAUAUGAUUAUGAUUCCAACACAUCAAUUGAUAAAGUAUUAUAAAUAUAUUAAAACGGUUUCUUGUAUAAAUGAAAUGACAAAGAAUUAAUUAAUUUAGAAUGUUGGUAUGAAUAAGAUUGUAUACAAAUAAACAGAUUUAUAAACAAAUUAUACUAUCGUUGAUUAUCCUAUGAAUUCCUGCUGUGUAUAUUUAUAUAUUGUAGGUAGAUAAACAAUGAUUUGCUUCUUCAUUCCUCUGUCCAUUGGCCCAAGGGUAUUUCAAACCUGGUAAGCUUAACCUUUUCACCACUGUAGACCAUAAUGGACUCAUCCAUAUCAAUGUAUGGCAGAGUCAAUUAAAGUUACAUAUGGGUGAAAGGGUAAAUGAAUCACUAGCUGUUCAGAAUGAUAUUUUUGAGAAAUGGUUUUAUGAAAUUGAUUUAUUAUUUAAAUAUUUUCUACGUCUUCUGAUAAUUCCUAUACCAGAACUUGUUAUUUUAGGUAAUUGUACAAUAAAACCCUGUUAUCUUACCAUCAUUUUAUAUCCAGCAAAAGUUUUGUUAUACUGGGUUUAAGAUUUUUUUAAGUAAAAUGGUAAAUGAGUCCUUUGUAUAUGUUGGCAGUGAUUUAAGUGACAGAUGAAUCGAGGGCAAAAUAUCAAAAAGUUUAACUAAAAACAAAAAACAAAAAAAACCUGCAAAACUACCUAGAUAAAGAAUUGUGUGAAACUUAAUUUACUCAGAAAUUUCAUCAGAAAGAAAAAAAAUUAAGUUUCAUUAAAAACAAAACUUGUAAUAGGACUUCAUCAUGCCAGUGUUACACAUGUACUUGAUUUUGACAUUUGAGCCUUGUUAUUCCAGUCAUUAGUGGUGCUUUGUCUCACGAGUCUGGAGCAUUGUUUACCCUGUUACAGUUUAGGACAUCAGUCCAGUUACAAGCUUAGUCAAUCCAGUCACAGUUGACCACUGUCAAUCCAGUCACAGUUGACCUCUGUCAAUCCAGUCACAGUUGACCUCUGUCAAUCCAGUCACAGUUGACCUUUGUCAAUCCAGUCAUAGUUGACCUUUGUCGAUUCCAUCACAGUCGACCUUUCCGAUCCUGUCACAGUUGACCUUUGUCAUUCUAGUCACAGAUGACCUUUGUCAAUCCUGUCACAGUUGACCUUUGUCAAUCCAGUCACUGUUGACCUUUGUCAAUCCAGUCACAGUUGACCUUUGUCAAUCCAGUCACUGUUGACCUUUGUCAAUCCAGUCACAGUUGACCUUUGUCAAUCCAGUCAGAUUUGAGUUUUGUUUCAGUUUAUUUUAUUACUGUUAUUCAGACAAUUUCUCUGGGACCAAAGUAUCUGGACUGACGAACUUCACAUGUUACCUGAUUUUCAAGAUUAAAUAGACGAUCAUUAAAAAUAUAAAAUAGCACUAUAAAUAAAACAGUAAUGAAAGUGUAAAUUAACCAGUGUUAUCAAAGCUAGUGGAAAAAAUCUCUGGCAACACUUGCUAUCUGUAUAAAUUGUACUGUAUUAUUGGUGAUCAGUCCAACAGCUACCUAUCAAGAUAGGGGUAAAUGGAGUGCUGGGAUUAUUUCCACAUCUUCCACUAUUAUUUAAAAAAAAUGCCCAUCACAUAGUGUUGUGGAGCACCAUUUAAUAAAAAGAAAAGAAAUACAGUACAUGUAUGUAUAAUGUGUGUUUGUGUGUGUGUUUUUUUCCUAACUGGCCCCAUAAACCCAACAGCUUGAUUUUAUUGUAGGAAGAUAUGUCUGGAUACGAUCGUCAUCUGGAAAAUGUGUUUAACUAAUGGGUAAGGUGCGGUGGGGAGCAUGGAUAUUUGUUUUGGUAUUUACUCAUUCACCCCUACCUAUCUAAAUUAGACUUGCCCAGUCUUUGAAUUGGUAAGAUUAAAAUGUGACUUUAGGGGUGAAUGGGUUAAAUAUGCUGCUAUUAAUAUAACCAGACUGUCAAAGAUAAGGUAGUGGUGUUGAGACUUUUCAAAGAUAGAGUUGCUGUCCAUGUUGUAUACAUGUACAUGUUGUAUAAAAUACCUAAAGAUGGUUUGAUUUUUUAAACCAAAGAUGUUUUUAAAUUUAAAUGAGGGCUGCCCUUGUUAUUAGUGUAUAUGUUGUAUAAAGAUGAUGCUUCUCCGAAAAUGUGUGGAUAAAGUAGCUAAGUCAUGGAUUGAUUCUGGGUUUUUUUAGAUGUUGGAUGUAAUCAGUAUUUCAAUAAUUCGCAAGCUUUGUAUAUAUGAAUUUUGUAGAUUGAAAUAAGCAUAAAAGAUAUACAUAAUUACUAUUAAUUGUACAAAUUAUGUAAUUUAAUUAAUUUGCAUACAAUGAGCAGAGGUGUACAGUUUCAUAUUUAGAGUAAUACUAGCCAGCUGGAAAAAAAUCCUUGAGCCCAACAUAUUUUAUCAGGUUGAAAAUUUUCUCAUAGCUCUGAUGCAAAGUGUUCUAAACCCAGUUUUCCGCUCAUGGAAUUGUACACCCCGGCUAUGAAUGUAAUUAAGCCAUUUUGUCUGUAAUUAGCCAAUUGAUCAUGUAGUAAUUAUAAAUACACAGCACUUUAGCUGUUCUUUAUUAUAAUUAUAUAUGCUUUGCUUUAUGGAAUAUUUAUGUAGUUGUCUGUUGAAUAAAAUAUGUGUUUGUUAUUUGUUUUAAGUAUUUAAGCGACAAAUUGAUCAGCUAUCAAGCAUCAAACCUUGGUUUGCAAUUACACAGCAACUGCCCGCUAAUGUUCUUAUUGAUAUAGGAUUUUCGUUAAUUUUGUUUUUAUUGACAUGCAAUAAAUUAAUUAACAGAUACAAAAUAAAGAGUAUUUUUUUUGUUAAAAGUAAAGAUGGAGCUUUAUUAUCGACAUACAUGUAAACUCAGGAAGUUAACUCAUUCACCCCUGAAGACACAUCUAAACUCUUCCAAAGCAAAGGUUUGAAUAGUUCAUUUUGAAAUUUCAGGGGUGAAUGAGUUAUAUAAAAUUGUCACCUUAAGAAGGCUUUAUUUACAAUACAUAACUUGUGUAAUAUCAGUGUCAUCAAUUGUGAUGCAGCAAAGAACAAUGGGAUGGAAGCACAGAUACAAGGCUGUUUCCUGUUGACUCUUCCAAUUUUCUUCCUUCCAGUCUAAUUCUUAACAUAAACUUUAAAUUUAAGUUUAAAUUGUUGAGUAAUUGAAAAUAAAUCUAGGUUGCUUUCAUUCCAUCUGACUUUACUGAAACUUCCUGAAUCUUGUUAAAUUAAUGGAUUCCAAUAAAAAAAAACCUCUGUUAAACUCUUUUUCUUGAUUAUAACUGAUGCGUUUGUACACUUUAGUUACCAUAAUUGGAAAUCAUUUGUGGUCCACAUGCUAUGAAGAACUUGGUCUUGCAAUGAGUUUGUGCAUGUAAUUGUAUUAAUGGAGUAUCUUUAUUAUACAAACAAAACAUUAUCAGAUUUGAACAUUUUUAGUAUCUUUCUUGUUGUAUUCAGGCAAAUUAUUAGAUGCAAAAAGAACCAUUUUACCCCACUAAACCAUCUUGGGGUAGUUGUUCCAUCUAUAUAUUAACAGGAGCUAGUCAUUACAAAAAAUAACAGAAUUAAUAUGUAAAUUAUGUAAUACAUUUUACAUGUUUUCAUUUUGUUUUCUUCAUGAUAAGUGUUGAAUGAGCGUAUAUGUUUGAUACAUGUAUAUGGAUUGAUUCAGUGUGGAUGUUGGGACUGCAUGGCUUGAAGGAAUAUGCACUGGUAUGUAAUAUAAUGACUUGAGUUUAUACUGGCAUGAACAUUGAAAACAUUUGAUUUAAUAUGUAAAUUUUCAGUCUACAUUUGUGGUCAUUAGAGAUUUAAUUUUCCAAAAUGUUUGCAGUAUUAAUGUGUCUGUGUUAUCGCUGUAUUCAUGGAACAGCCUAAGGUCUCCUUAAUAUUGGUUCCUUAUGAUGAAUUCAAAGUAUAUGCGAGCUGGGAGGAAAAAUGUCAGAAAGACACUCUUGACAUUGUGUACAUAGCCUAUGAAUGCAAUUUCUUCUGAUUUGGUUAUAAUUGGACUGCAGUGGAAAUGUAAAUAUUGUGAUUUAUACAUAUAAAGCUUGAGGUCAUCCGCUGUAAAAAAAAAUGGGCUUGUUUGUACAUGUAGAAAAGCUUGCUGUGGAUAAAAAAUGUGAUUAACAAUACUGUUAGUUUAUAUCUUGUGUAUAUUUCUAUCAAUUGUUUAACAGCGAUUCACCUGUAGGUACAUGUAUUGUGUAUUUUACUUGUUCGUACUUCAACAGAUGAACAGUUACCCUAAAAUUCCUUUUUGGAUUUUAACUUUUAUUAAAAGACAUUUGUCAAUAAUAUUUCAUUUUUACCUAAAAUAUAAGAAAUAAUUGAACUUGCAUGCAAAAUACUACUAAAAUGAAGAAAAAAAAACCAUCAAACGUUUUAUUCUGAAAGUUGGAUUAACAUUGAUCUGAUCUCUUGGUUAUAGUGAAGGACACUUGUUUUCCUGUUAAAGAUAUUCCUUUGUAUAGUUGAUAUUUGUUUGUAUCAUUAUUUUAUGCCUCUUUUUCUAUCUUUAUUCGAAGUUUAAAAUUAAUACCAGGACCAGCAAUAACCAAUAAUGAGUUGGUUAACUUAAAUUAUUUAAUUUUUCCAUAUUCCAAAGUAUAUGAAUUUCAAUUUGCCAAAAACUGUCUGAACACACUUGAAUUAAUGUGGUCAUCUCUUCUAGCAAGUGUAAAAAUAUGUUAUUUAUAUUGUAUUUUUAUAUAAAGCUUAAAAAUGUAGUGAACCUUUUCGUUACUAUAUAUAGGCACAUGGACACAUGUAAACAAAUUUAUUGUUAUUAUUGUUUGAUUGGUAAACUUUUUUGUGCUAAUGUUACGGAACCAACAGUUUAAUACCAUUCAUGCAGUUUAUUAUGUAUUACUUUUACAACUCCCAAUAAAUUGAAGAGACAGAUUUACCUUUCUCUUUUAGUUAGGAGAAAUCUUUAUAAAUGUGUUUCUGAUAUACUGAGAAUGAUUUUGAUGAAUGAUAUCUAACUCCAAACUCCAUGAUGCUACUUUAAACACAAGCUUUCAUUAUUAUACAACACUAAAUUUAGUGUAUUUUUGAGGAACUCCUUAAAUGAGAUGCAGUUCGUGUGACAGAACUUUGCUCAAAGUGAAUUUUUCCUAUUGAGCGUAUUGGUGCUACAGAUUUCGGUCAUAAAAAUUAUCAGGUUUAUCAUCGCGUAAUUGAGUUUAGAUAUUUGUAUGGAACAACUUUUAUGUUUUGUGGUCAUGGGCGUUUUGAAAGUACUGAUGAAAAAAGUACUGAUUACAGUGUAACAUGAUUAAACCUACAUUUGGCCAGUUCAUACAGAAUCUGGUGUAUACAGAAUCUGUAAUGUUAGGUGUACAGCCUACAGGUCUAUACAUAUAUAUACAUAUACAUACGUUUGUGUAAGUAAUUGGAUAUAAUUUGAAUUGUAGCAUUGAUGUAAUAACAGAAAACAAAGAAGUUGUGAAGUUUUCAUGUAAUUUAAAAUUCAUACCAGUUCCUGCCUAGCAGUAAUUUAGACCGAACCAACGACUAGAAAGAGUUGGCAUUAAAAAUAGGCUUCAUCAAGCAAUAAAGGCUCAAUGGAGUUGUAAAAACUGCAGUUAUUUUAUUCAGAGUUUUGUAGUUUAAAAAAAGACAAAUAGUGAAAACAUUGUUUUUGUGCAGUUUUGAUCAGUUCCAAUUUUAAUCUUGUAUUUUUCAGAAAUCUGUCGGAGAUGAUUACUUUGUUUGUGUAUUUACCAUGAAACCAUCCCUCUAUUAUUUACUAUUCAAACCAAAUACAUUGUAUCACACUACCAUUGUAUCACACUAACAUAGUAUGUACUACAUUUUAUACCACUAAACCAAGGUUACACAAUGUGCUUGCAUGUUUUUUUUAAUAAAACUUCAUUUGUAAUAACCAUUAUAUUUUCUUGUCUUAUGGCGAGAAAUCAUUUGUAUGAUUGGAAAACUGUCAAAUUUGAUUGAUAAAAUUUUACACAACUUAUGUUGACCUCACGAAAAAUAUUUUCUGAAGUUUUCAUUAACACAUUUAAUGACAUGGGUUGUCCUGUUGAUAUAUGGUAAAAGUUUGGUAUAUGUACUAGGAAUCAGAUAUAAAUAUGGUAUAUAUAUAUACCCGUUAUAUUAGUUCUAGUCACUAUGGUUUUGACAACUCUAAACUCAUUCCCCCCUGAAAUGAACAAUGAACUAUUCCAACCUUGGUGGAAAAAUACGCAGGAAGAGGCGGAGGAGUCCAACCUCCUAUAGGUGCUGGUUGGUAGAUGUCUCGGUGGAGGAAUCAGGUGGAUACUGGAGUAUUCUAAUAGAGCUUCAUAGACGAUAGCACGGAAUUAGAUUGCUAUCUAAGUCCGUGACGAUAGGUAAUAACAAGUAGGUAAGAGAUAGAGCAUCAACACCAGGUAUUCUGUCAAUUAGGAGUUAUUUGUUGACAGGUUUCGGUAGGCUAAUUACGGUUCACAAUAAAAUGACAUCAUGAUUUGCAAAAUUGUUCUGAUGAUGGUAGGCGUAGCCUACCGAAACAUGUCAACAAAUAAAAUCUCCUAAUUCACGGAAUCCCUGCUGUUGUUGAUCCAUCUCUUACCUACUUGUUAUUCCAACUUUUCAAUUGAAAGAGUUCAAAUGUGUCUUCAGGGGUGAAUGAGUUAAUCUUCAUGACACAGGGACUUGGCUUCUUGAUCCAGUCCUCAAACAGUUAUUUUCCUGUGAAAUUUUGUUACUUCUACUAUAUUCAAACAAAGACAAUUUGGGUUGAAAGCCUUUUUUCGUUGAAAAGGAAAUUAUGAUGGUGUACUUUGUAUAUUACUCAUUGCUGUAGUAAAUGGGAAAGCAACUCCAAAACAGAUGUGAAACAGAUUGGAACUCUUCUUCAUUGGCGAUAAAAUACGGAGCACAGGGGUACUCUACCUUAAUAUCAGGCCUCUGUGCACCAUUUGAAAAUAAUAGAUAUUUGUUUGCCAUUCAUAUUUGUCAACAUAAUACACAACAAUUGAGACUGGAAAAUGUUUACAAAGUCUGGUAUUAGAUAACUAUAGCCUGUGAUUAUUUUUGGUAAUUAAAACAUACUCUAUACUG
Mizuhopecten yessoensis (Yesso scallop) is the source of this 9800-nucleotide messenger RNA. RefSeq names its product NADPH--cytochrome P450 reductase-like. NCBI's taxonomy places the organism in Eukaryota, Metazoa, Mollusca, Bivalvia, Pectinida, Pectinidae. Gene Ontology annotation, biological process: response to hormone. The record is from RefSeq and is a predicted model, not a curated record. The coding region runs from base 144 to 2180 and encodes 678 amino acids. Gene Ontology annotation, molecular function: flavin adenine dinucleotide binding; NADPH-hemoprotein reductase activity; FMN binding. The transcript has 15 exons. Gene Ontology annotation, cellular component: cytosol.